CUUGUGGGAGAGUCACGCAGGGCGUGAUGGGGCGCGGCUUGGGGACCCACCAUGUGAGAUGGAGCACGCUGUGGGGACAUACUGAGCGUGAGGAGGAGGCACAUGAAGGGGACACCAAGUCCCCGCGGCGGCAAGUGUGUGUGUGUGUGACCGGCAUGUGGAGGGGAAGCACAGACCCUGAUGGGGCACGUGACACACUGAGGGACACACCGAGCGCGUUGGGGCGCGGAGCUUAGUGGGAGAUUGGGCGGUGGCUCGCGGAGGCUGCUGGGCGAGCUGGAGCGCCUGGCGGCGGCUGCAGGAUCCUAAGGAGACGUUUAGGCACAGACAGGCCUUUAAAGCCAAAAUGCCCAGUUCAUGAGAAAAUAAGACCACGUCCCUCACAUUUCCCGUCACUAAAUCUACGGAUCUGGACGUUACCCCUGAGGACGUGCAAAGCACGGAUGACCCCGACCGCGGCCCUGCGGCUGGUUCCCCGGAUCCUUCGUUGCCUGCCUGCUCCAGGACUGAGAGGUCGCCCCCUCUUCCGCAGCAACCUUGCGUUGACUACUGGGUCAGUGCAGGAAAACUUUCCACAAGAGUUGUUUGGAAGGCUUUCUCAAUGAUUUUGUACCCAACUCCAUUUUCUCUUCAACACCGCUUGUUCCUGCUCAGUGUCACCAACAGUGCUCUGAAUGCCACAAUCCACAAGACACCUCUGUCCUCAGAUUACUGCAGUCUUGUCAGCGUCUGAUGAAGCUGACCUCUCCUUAACAUUUUUCUCUUUUGUAUUUGUUUCCUACUGUUGUCAUAAUCAAUUACCAGAAAAUUAGCUGUUAAGAGCAACAGGUAUAUAUGAUCUCAGCUAUUUGUCAUCAGUUUUGGAGGUUAGAAAUCUGACGCUAGUCUCGCUGGAUUAAAAUCAAGGCCUUAGCCUUAAUAGAGGCUCUGGGGAAGAACCUGAAGCCCAUUCAUGUUGCCAGGCACUGUGGAUGGCGUGGCAGGUGAGCGUGCCCGAGCUGGAGGACCGGCUUCAGUGCCCCAUCUGCCUGGAGGUCUUCAAGGAGCCCAUGAUGCUGCAGUGUGGCCACUCCUACUGCAAGGGCUGCCUGGUGUCCCUGUCCCGCCACCUGGACUCAGAGCUCCGCUGCCCAGUGUGCCAACAGGAGGUGGAUAGCAGCAGCUCCCCGCCCAAUGUCUCCCUGGCACGGGUGAUUGAAGCCCUUCAGUUUCCUGGGGAUCCAGAGCCCAAGGUCUGUGAGCACCACCGGAAUCCGCUCAGCCUCUUCUGUGAGAGGGACCAGGAGCUCAUCUGCGGCCUCUGUGGCCUGCUGGGCUCCCACCAGCACCAUCGUGUCACACCGGCUUCCACUGUCUAUAGCCGCAUGAAGGAAUGUUCAUGCCUAGAGCCAUGCUUAGCAUAUAGUAAAAGCUUAAAAGCGUAUUUGCAAAAACCGUGUAUUCCUGGUCUCAUGGAUUUUUGCCUCAGAUCUAGCAGAUCAUCAUUUAAGGAGGAGCUAGCGGCUCUCAUCUCUGACCUGAAGCGGGAGCAGAAGAAGGUGGAUGAGCAUAUUGCCAAACUGGUGAACAAUAGGACCCGGAUUGUUAAUGAAUCUGAUGUCUUCAGCUGGGUGAUUCGCCGUGAGUUCCAGGAGCUGCACCACUUGGUGGAUGAGGAGAAGGCCCGCUGCCUGGAAGGGUUGGAGGGUCAUACCCGUGGCCUCGUGGCCUCCCUGGAUAUGCAGCUGGAGCAGGCUCAGGGCACUCAGGAGCGGCUGGUCCAGGCUGAGCGUGUGCUGGAGCAGUUCAGUAAUGAGAAUUACCACAAGUUCAUCCAGAAUUAUCACUCCAUGGUCUCCAGCACAGAGCUCCAGCAGGCCCGGCCUUUGGAAGGCACCUUCAGCCCCAUCUCCUUCAAGCCAGGCCUCCACCAGGCGGACAUCAAGCUGACCGUGUGGAAAAGGCUCUUCCGCAAAGUUCUGCCAGCCCCGGAGUCCCUCAAGCUAGACCCUGCCACGGCCCACCCCCUCCUGGAGCUCUCCAAGGGCAACACAGUGGUGCAGUGUGGGCUUCUGGCCCAGCGGCGUGCCAGCCAACCUGAGCGCUUUGACUACAGUACCUGUGUCCUGGCCAACCAGGGCUUCUCCUGCGGUCGUCACUACUGGGAGGUGGUGGUGGGCAACAAGAGCGACUGGCGCCUGGGAGUCAUCAAGGGCACUGCCAGUCGCAAGGGCAAGCUGAGCAAGUCCCCAGAGAACGGCAUGUGGCUCAUCGGCCUGAAGGAGGGCCGGGUGUAUGAGGCCUUCAGCUGCCCUCGGGUGCCCCUGCCUGUGGCUGGUCACCCCCACCGUAUCGGUGUCUACUUGCACUAUGAGCAAGGAGAGCUCACUUUCUUCGAUGCUGACCGCCCCGAUGACCUGCGGCUACUCUACACAUUCCAGGCUGACUUCCAGGGCAAGCUCUACCCCAUCCUGGACACGUGCUGGCACGAGAGGGGCAGCAACACACUGCCUAUGGUGCUGUCCCCGCCCAGCGGGCCUGUCCACCUCACCCCUCCGCAGCCCACCAAGCUGUAGGGUUGCUGGUGAGUCUGCCUGCCUACAGGCUCUUCCAGCAGGGGCUCUGCUGGGUUCAGCCAGCAGAGAUGAUGACGUCCUUUACUCUUUGGGAAGGUCUUCAUGCCUGUAUAUUCCUGGAAACAUUUAAUGAUAAGAAGAAAAGGACCAUAAUCCCUUCCCUAUCAGCCAGGCGUGUAUUUAUUAACCUUUUGCUGGUCAUUCACCUGCUUAUGAACCAGCAGAACCAGGCCUUAGUGUCCUUGGGUUAAGAUAGACUUCCCUUGAUCCCUCCUAACCAUGCUUUCUGCUUGCUCUUUUAACAAAAGGUGGAAACAUUCCCAUGUAUAUUUUCUGUCAACGUGAACUUAAGAAUAAUAAAUUUGACAUGAUCUUUCUCUUUAUUAAA
Messenger RNA from Canis lupus familiaris (dog), 2943 nucleotides. RefSeq names its product tripartite motif containing 50 (gene TRIM50). Gene Ontology annotation, biological process: protein ubiquitination. Gene Ontology annotation, molecular function: protein binding; zinc ion binding; ubiquitin-protein transferase activity. The record is from RefSeq and is a predicted model, not a curated record. Lineage: Eukaryota; Metazoa; Chordata; Mammalia; Carnivora; Canidae. The transcript is spliced from 10 exons. Bases 972 to 2555 code for a protein of 527 amino acids.